Messenger RNA from Manihot esculenta (cassava), 491 nucleotides. RefSeq names its product protein IN CHLOROPLAST ATPASE BIOGENESIS, chloroplastic. NCBI's taxonomy places the organism in Eukaryota, Viridiplantae, Streptophyta, Magnoliopsida, Malpighiales, Euphorbiaceae. The record is from RefSeq and is a predicted model, not a curated record. Bases 45 to 491 code for a protein of 148 amino acids. The transcript has 8 exons.
ACCAAAAAACCAAUUGGCAGGCAAAAAUUACUGGGCGAAGCAAAAUGAAGAUAGGAGCAGCGUUUGGAGUGGUGCACGCAACCCCUCCCAUUACCGCACUCUCUCUUCCCCACCCAAGGCCCAGGGUUAGAUGCUUCUCCUCUACUGGCCAUGUAUCAUUCAUCAAGGAUGUAGCUGCAACUCAGCCUCCUGAGCAUCUUCCUUCCUUGCUCAAAAUCCUUCAAACUAAAGGUGAAACAAUUAUCUCUCCUGGAUCUAGGCAAGGAAUAGUCCCCCUUGUAAUUCUCCUAUCAGAAAAUUUGUCAGGUUCUUUAACUGCACUACUGCGCUGGCCAACAGCUCCACCUGGAAUGGAGAUGCCUAUUGUGGAAGUUUGCAAGCUUGGGGUGUGGCUUUUAGCCAAGAAUGAUUGGAGCCGAGGGAUCGAGGAGGCCAGCAGUGCUAGCUGUUGCAGAGUCAAUGAGCUAGAUAUUCCACUGUCCGUUUUCUAG